AUUGGUGUUGACUACACAAGCCAUGGGAAACUCCAACAACAAGCAAACAUUGUCCACAAUUACAGGAAAUCAUGAAGCUGAGAUGUGCUAUGAAGGAGAAGCUGAUUUAAAAAAUUAUGUUACUGGCUGUAAGAAGAAUCCAGGUCACAAAGGUUUUAUACCUCUUAAAGAUUUCAACAGAAAUUGUCUCCCCUCACGUUACCAUGACGACGAUCUAAUGUGUGAGACAAUCAAAACAAUGGCAGCCCUAACUGUCCAGGUAAAGACUAAAUUUACCAGUCUAGAGAGACCAGAGUUUUACCCCGGUACUCAAGUUCCAUAUCCAUGUUAUAAUGACAGAGAAAAUCACGUGAUGAGGCUAGGGACGGGAAGGGUGUAUGGCGUGGACAAGUACACAGAGAGUGACAGAAAAACUUGUCGUUGUGCCAAGUGUCAAGUCUCUGCCACACCCAGCAAAGUGUGGGGGGAGGUUUGUGUGUCGACAGCCAGACACGUGGUGUUUGAUGAUAGUGAGGCGAGACAGACCAGUUGUGUUUUAGGUUUUGAUGACAAUAAAAGUCCGGUGGUCAGUCUUGAUGACUGGGAGGUGGUUUGGGCAGACAUUGGGAGAGACAGGUGUGAGUUGAGAUAUGUGACUUGUGACUUGGAGUUGGUUGAUAAACUUGACAAGAUGUAUCAGCGCUUUAAUUGUCUAUGUAGGGAAGUUAGAGACAAAUACGAUAGAUUUGUUAAUCUGGACAAGUUAACCGUUAUAGUGUCGCAUCCUCAUGGCUGUCCUAAACAGGUCUCUGUAGGAAAAUGGACACGUAAACAUAAGAGAGAUGGUUACACCAGGUACUGGUACACAUCAUGUACAUGUCCAGGUUCCAGUGGAGCGUGUGUCUAUAGACCGGGAUAUGUCGGGUUUUGGUAUCUCCAUCCCCACAGUGGAUCAAACUCUGAAGGAAAUUAUAGUGGAGAGUAUUUUGGCUGAUGUGAUUGUUAGUUUUCUCCCCUUGCUACACAAUGUAACCAAGAAAAUCGCGUCGUUCAGAUGUUUGUUUUGAAGACUUGCCUUACUUGUAAAAAUGAUAUUACCUUAAAAGAUUUAUAAAAAUGUUUUUAUUGUUUUGAAACGUUUCACGGUUAUUACUUGCACUUCCAUAAUGUAUUUUACGCACUUUGCAUUUAUAAUGUUAUAAAUAUUUUGCCUGUAUGAAAUUU
This is a messenger RNA of Physella acuta, 1203 nucleotides long. RefSeq lists its product as uncharacterized. NCBI's taxonomy places the organism in Eukaryota, Metazoa, Mollusca, Gastropoda, Physidae. The record is from RefSeq and is a predicted model, not a curated record.